AGGGAGUAGUCAUGUGACGGAGGUCAGGGAUAAUCUGUAAGAGUCGUAUUAGUUGCUGGGGAAAUGGUGUCCAUACAGUGAGGAAAUUAACAGGCCCAGGAACGAUCAGUGGUAGGCAGAUUUCAAGUAAAUUUGGACAUUAUGUUUCAAAUGUCUGAUAACAUUCACAAGGACUUUGUUGCUCCGGAGGAACCUUUUCCAGUGCUCUUGCAGCAGGGAAACCUGAGUGAAGAUGGCACGCUGGACGUUAGUGACUUCGGCUGUCGGCUAUCAUCUUGUCAUCGGACAGACCCUCUGCACCGCUUCCACAGCAACAGAUGGAACCUGACAUCAUGUGGCACCAGUGUGGCAAGUUCAGAGUGCAGUGAGGAGCUCUUUUCAUCUGUGUCUGUGGGAGAUCAAGAUGAUUGCUUCUCUCUCCUGGAUGAUCAGGAGCUCACUUCUUUUGACUUCUUCCCAGAAGGAAGUGUCUGCAGUGAUGUAUCAUCUUCUAUCAGCACAUACUGGGACUGGUCAGACAGUGAGUUUGAGUGGCAGUUGCCAGGAAGUGAUAUUGCCAGUGAUGUAGUCUCAGACAUCAUACCCAGUAUACCAAGCUCACCCUGCCUUGUUUCAAAACGAAAGAUUAAACCUCAUCGGAACCUGGAUGAAUUGCCCUGGACUGCCAUGACCAAUGAUGAACAGGUGGAAUAUAUAGAGUAUUUAAGCCGGAAAGUGAGUACAGAAAUGGGGCUGCGGGAGCAGCUUGACAUAAUUAAAAUAAUCGACCCGAGUGCUCAGAUAUCUCCAACUGACAGUGAGUUCAUCAUUGAGCUUAACUGCCUAACAGAUGAUAAACUAAAACAGGUAAGGAACUACAUCAAAGAUCACAGUCCACGCCAGAGACCUGCAAGUUUGCGAGACAGCUGGAAGAGAAGUGUCCCCAGCAGUGCCAGUGCUGUAAGUGUGCAGAGCAGCAGCAGUGUCAGCAUGGUUAGCACCACCAGCAGUAGCGCAAGUUCUAAUUCGUCCACAAGCAUCAGUUGUGCUCACAGUGAUGGCAACCUGGCCACUGUGGCUGAGCGCAUCCGAGAUUCCAAGAAACGCUCAAAGCAGAGAAAACUACAGCAGAAGGCUCUGCGUAAAAGACAUCUGAAAGAACAGAGACAGGCUCGCAAGGAAAGACUCAGUGGUCUGUUUCUAAAUGAAGAAGUACUGUCACUCAAAGUCACUGAAGAGGACGACCAUGGAGAUGACAUAGACAUCCUAAUGUGAUGAGACCAAAUUAUAUGGUGCUUCCUCUAAUCCAUGUCAUUUCACCUCUGUCAAUCUUAUAUAGUAAAGAGCUUCAAAAAACAAAAAAUGGUAAUGAAUAUAAAUUGAAUAUAAUGUAAAAAUUAUAAAGCAGUAAAAUGGUUUACUGAACAUUAAAAUAAUUCACAGCUUCUUGUCAAACUAGACCUACUGUAUAAUUGAUCAAUUUCUUUUACAUUGUUUGAUUUUUUCUUUUAUUCAUAUCUUUUAAGUAAAAGUGUUGCACAAACAUAUGAAACGACAUAUGAACAUAAAGAAGCAAAAUAUUCAUUAGUUUGUGGAUCAACAAUUUGUGACAAAUUAAUAAAAAUGUGGAUGUAAAA
Messenger RNA from Tachysurus fulvidraco (yellow catfish), 1616 nucleotides. RefSeq names its product family with sequence similarity 199, X-linked (gene fam199x). The coding region runs from base 142 to 1254 and encodes 370 amino acids. The transcript is spliced from 8 exons. NCBI's taxonomy places the organism in Eukaryota, Metazoa, Chordata, Actinopteri, Siluriformes, Bagridae. The record is from RefSeq and is a predicted model, not a curated record.